GCUCGGCACCCUAGGUACGGCCAUGGACCGGGCCUGGGCGGGGGCAGGGGCCGUGGCAAGAAGCCGGAAGCAGCCGCGGCCCCAGCUCGGGAGACAUGGCGGGCGUUAAAGCUCUUGUGGCAUUAUCCUUCAGUGGGGCUAUUGGGCUGACUUUUCUUAUGCUGGGAUGUGCCUUAGAGGAUUAUGGUGUUUACUGGCCCUUGUUUGUCCUGAUAUUCCAUGCCAUCUCUCCCAUCCCCUAUUUCAUUGCCAAACGAGCAACAUAUGACUCCGAUGCAACAAGUAGUGCCUGUCGGGAACUGGCUUAUUUUUUCACUACCGGAAUUGUUGUUUCUGCCUUUGGAUUUCCUGUUAUUCUUGCUCGUGUGGCCGUGAUCAAGUGGGGAGCCUGUGGCCUGGUGCUGGCAGGCAAUGCAGUGAUUUUCCUUACAAUUCAAGGUUUUUUCCUUGUAUUUGGAAGAGGAGAUGAUUUUAGCUGGGAGCAGUGGUAGCACGUGCUCUAUUCUGACUAAAUGCAUUUAAUUUCUUAGAAUUCAUACUGUAUGUAUAUGUGUGCACAUGUGGCCUUUUACUAUGAAAUUUAAUAUACUGUUUCUUUAUACCUUUGUAAUCAUGUUCACUUUAAGGAGGACUACAUGGGGAAAAGGUUAGUUUUAUUCCCAGCCAGUAGACCUCUCCAUUUACUCAAGUUGAAUUAUGUUAUUUGUUUAGCUUUUCAUAGAGUCAUGGUGCUCUCAGAAAAUAUGUUAACUCAGUCUUGUAGACAGUUGCUCACUCAGUGUGCUGCAUCUCCACCUUUGGCCCGGGGAUGUGCUUGAGUGGGCACGUAGCACUGGGGCUGUUUUAGCUCUGCCCAGGACUUCCAAGAUAUGCCUGUGGCCCAGAGAGACAGAGGCGGCUCCCUCUUUAUGUUGCAGACUCUUGCUUCUCCAAGUGUGGUCCAUAGACCAAGAGCAUCAGCAUCUCGAAGCGUGGUCCAUAGGAGCUUAUUACCAAUGCAGCGUCUGGGGCCCCAUCCUCAACCUGAUACAUUCUGAUGAGACCCCAAGUGAAUCGCAGGCACGUUAAAGUCUGAGAAGCGCUGUCAUGAAGGAAGAAGCAUUGCCUUCCCCUUGACUGAACCCCUUAGCCUCUCUGGGCGUUAGCUGCUUGUAAAAACUGUUUCCCCUGCCCCUCGUGUUGAGGCCUCCUUCAGCCUGUCCUUGGAAUUCAUGAAAUGUCCAAACCUAUACUUUAUAGGCUGUUCCUCACAUUUGUGAAGUGUUCUCAGUAGGCAACAGCUAUGGCUUCUCAUUGUCUGAAAGGCAGUGGCUGCCUUCACAGUGCUGGGGGGACAGAUCCCUCACUGGGAGGCAGGGGAGGGAGGCUGGGCUGGAACCGGCCCCUGCUUUAGCAAGAUGGGGAAGAAUGGAUAAGUAACGCUGUUUCAUUUCCCUUCAUAAUCUGACAUUUCUCCCCAGUUCCUUCCCUGUGCUGCUGCCCACCCACCUUCACCAGCCCCGCCAAACACACGCACUCCCAGCAGUUCUGAUUUGCCCUGUCUUCUUCAUGGCUCGGCUUCUCCUUUCUAUAGAGACGUGGAGCCAAGUAAGCAAGCAGAGGGUGAGCUGCUUAAUUUUAUUUACAUGUGAUGUACUUGUCUUUCAUGUCCUGUAGGACUUUUAAAAUAUAUAUAUAUAUAUAUAUAUAUAUAUAUAUAAACACUUUAUGCCACUUUUAAAUGAAUCAUUGAGAAUUCAUGUCAUGCUGGGUCCUGUGAUCACAGGUUUUCUAGCUCAACUUUUUGUCCAAGGCCUAUCGAGAAAGGGAAAUAUGGGAACUAGAACCACGUGAUUAGAAUGUAAGCAGUGAUUUUAAAGCAUUGUUAAUGUGUGAUAACAGACAUACAUUCAAAACACUGAAAGCUUGAAGUUUGUAACCCCUUCAUAUUCUGGAAUGAUCCUGGGAGCAGAAGACAAGAGUGAUACCUAAAAGGAUAAUAUGCAAAGUGAUAUUUCAGCCUUAUGCAUGAUUUUAUGUUUUCAGUGUACUAUGUACGUAUAGAACUGUUAAAGUUAUUUCCAACAUUUAUAUUAGAAAAAUUAUAUAGACACUUUAUAAUUUUAACCAGCAUUUUUAAUAACACUUACACUUACUGUAUUGUAAUAAAUUUUACUUUUAACAGAAAAGAAAAGCUUAAUUUUAAAAGUUUUUAUUCUGAUGUCACCUUGCUUAAAAGGUAACAAAAAUAUGAAAAUUUCUUUGUGUUCUGAAAUGUGCAGUUGUGAGCAAUAAUCUGUCCUGCAUUAGAAUAAUAGCAGGAAGUUGUAAGAUACCAUUUUCGAUGUGCAGUUGGCUUGUAAUAGCUUCUCUUUUCCUAAGAUGGAGAUACUGUUUAAUUUAUACUAUCUUUUGCAAAAGUGCCCUUGUUGCUUAUACACAUUUUAAAUAACCAAGGUAGCCUUAAUGUGUAGCCCUAAAGCAUUUCCUCUUGAUUGUAUUUCCAGAAUGCUAUAAAGCACUUGCAUAUAGAA
Aethalodelphis obliquidens (Pacific white-sided dolphin) is the source of this 2513-nucleotide messenger RNA. RefSeq names its product leptin receptor overlapping transcript (gene LEPROT). Gene Ontology annotation, biological process: negative regulation of growth hormone receptor signaling pathway; late endosome to vacuole transport via multivesicular body sorting pathway. The coding region runs from base 96 to 491 and encodes 131 amino acids. Gene Ontology annotation, cellular component: endosome. The transcript has 4 exons. The record is from RefSeq and is a predicted model, not a curated record. Lineage: Eukaryota; Metazoa; Chordata; Mammalia; Artiodactyla; Delphinidae.